CAAAAACAAGAAAACUACCAGGCGUUCCUUCAAACCGCGCAUGUCCUAAAGGUAUUGCGAACAUUGUGGGCUCAAAAACAAAAUGGCGACCAAAGACUUUUGUCGAAAUUUUCAAACUUCUCUGUUCUUUUCACUUAUUUUCAUAACAUUUUUAACCAUAACUGUUAAGGGAGAUGAUAACCCUGAUAAGACCUCAGUGCAUACUAAUGAAGUGUCAUGGUCAAUGAUAUUCAAGCCAGUGAUGGGUGUAGUGGCGGGUAUACUGGGAAUAUGGUUGUGGACAACGUUGAAGGCUAAACAAGACGAGGAAAAGCUUCCCAAGACAAGAGACCCAAACCAAGCAGACAAACUUACUACCUCAGCAAUUAAGAUAUUUUAUGGAACACAGACUGGAACAGCCAAGAAAUUUGCAGAGAUGCUUCAAGAACUGUCUACAAGACAAGGCACUGAYUGCAGUGUUACAAGUCUGAAAGACUAUGAACCAGAGGACAAUCUUCCAAAUGAGAGCUGCACUUGUGUUUUUAUUGUAAGCACUUACACUGAUGGCCAACCACCUGAAGAUGCUGUAUGGUUCUGUAAAUGGCUUGAAGAAUCUUCAAAUGACUUCCGUGUCCAGAAAUCUCUCCUUGGAGGAGUCAAGUACGCAGUGUUUGGCCUGGGUAACUCUCUAUACAAGGAUAAUUUCAAUAUGGUUGCUAAGAACAUAGACCAGUGGAUGACAGCAUUAAGUGCACAACCUGCUGUUCCUCUCAGACUUGGGGAUGAAAAUCAUAUCAACAGUAAACAUGGAGGAAUAGAGGCAGAUUUUGAAGCCUGGACGAAAGAACUCCUUGCUACCUUUAAGUCAACAAGUUCAUGUGAAUGUGGAAGUCAAGAAACUUGCUGUAAAGAUGAGAAAAAUCCUCAACCACUCUUGAAGGAUUCAGAUGAAGAUGCAAUGUAUGAAAGCUCCACUGAUGAAGAUAAUGAUGAUGAGAGUGAUAAGAACAGGAAGAAAGAUCCCAAAAGUUCAGGGAUGGUGGAUUUAGAAGACCUUGGACCUGCCUUGAGAAAGAUGAAGAAAGCAAAAGAAAUGGAAAAUGGUUCGCUAGUAAAUGAACCGAAAGAGAUGGUCACAACUGUAAUAAGAGAAUCUCUUACAAAACAAGGUUAUAAAAUCAUUGGGUCUCAUUCUGGUGUUAAGAUCUGUAGAUGGACAAAGGCUAUGUUACGUGGGAGAGGAGGUUGCUACAAGCAUACAUUCUAUGGAAUAGAAAGUCAUCGUUGCAUGGAGACUACACCAAGCUUGGCUUGUGCAAACAAGUGUGUCUUCUGUUGGAGGCAUCAUACCAACCCUGUUGGUACAGAAUGGAAGUGGCAGAUGAAUGAACCAGAGAUGAUUGUAGAUGGUGCUAUGCAGAAUCACUUCAAUAUGAUAAAACAAUUCAGAGGUGUUCCUGGUGUAAAACUUGAAAAAUUUGAAGAAGCAAUGAAAAUAAAGCAUUGUGCACUGUCCCUUGUUGGUGAGCCAAUCAUGUAUCCCAAGAUAAAUGAGUUGAUCAAACUGCUACACGGCCAUGAAAUCUCUACAUUUCUUGUUACCAAUGCACAGUUUCCUGAUGCAAUCAAAAAUCUUGUUCCAGUGACACAGCUCUAUGUUAGUGUAGAUGCAAGUACGAAGGAAAGCUUAAAGAAAAUAGAUAGACCAUUAUUCAGGGACUUCUGGCCUAGAUUCUUAGACAGCCUGAAAGCAUUAUCAGAUAAGGGUCAAAGAACAGUUUAUCGAUUGACGUUAGUGAAAUCAUGGAACACAGAUGAACUCAAGUCUUAUGCUGACCUUGUGGCUCUUGGCAAACCAGACUUCAUCGAAGUAAAGGGUGUCACUUAUUGUGGGGAGUCCAAGGCUUCUACUUUAACAAUGGCUAAUGUUCCAUGGCAUCAAGAGGUGGUUGGCUUUGUUCAGCAACUUGUAGCUCUUCUACCUGACUAUGAGCUGGCCUGCGAACAUGAACACUCCAACUGUCUUUUGAUUGCACACAAGAAGUUCAAUAUAGAUGGUGAUUGGCACACAUGGAUAGAUUAUAGUAAAUUCCAUGAGCUGAUAAGAGAUUAUGAAGAUAGUGAAGGAAAGGCUUCAUUCUCGUCGCUUGACUACAUGGCAAAGACCCCUAAUUGGGCUGUUUUUGGUGAUGAACACAGAGGGUUUGACCCUGAUGAAACACGUUGGUAUCGCAAGAACAGAAAAGACAUCAGUGGCUGCUAAUAAUAUGUCAAGGAAUUUAAUGCACAUGAUUUUGAGCCGAGGAAUGGACACUGUUACUGUUGGUAACAUUAGAAUUGGAACAACCAACACCUCUCUUUCAUGCAACAAGUUAGCAAAUCUGUGAAUUCAAUAAAUAAAUAAUAUGGUACAAGAGCUUCUAUUCAUGCAAGACAAAUGUACAAAUAUUGGAUCUGACAACUGACAUGUAUAAAGGCAUGAACGUGGCAUGUUACAAUAUUGAUAAAUUAAUGAACACCCAAAUGCCAUAAUAAAGCACACUCUUUAUACCAUUAUAUCCUUUAUACAAAUAAAAUAAUCUGAAAAUA
Messenger RNA from Actinia tenebrosa (Australian red waratah sea anemone), 2568 nucleotides. RefSeq names its product S-adenosyl-L-methionine-dependent tRNA 4-demethylwyosine synthase TYW1. Gene Ontology annotation, molecular function: FMN binding; catalytic activity; 4 iron, 4 sulfur cluster binding. The record is from RefSeq and is a predicted model, not a curated record. Gene Ontology annotation, biological process: wybutosine biosynthetic process. NCBI's taxonomy places the organism in Eukaryota, Metazoa, Cnidaria, Anthozoa, Actiniaria, Actiniidae.